Molecule: messenger RNA, 528 nt
Organism: Myotis daubentonii (Daubenton's bat)
Lineage: Eukaryota; Metazoa; Chordata; Mammalia; Chiroptera; Vespertilionidae
Product: erythroid transcription factor-like
Biological process (GO): negative regulation of transcription by RNA polymerase II; cell fate commitment; positive regulation of transcription by RNA polymerase II
Cellular component (GO): nucleus
Molecular function (GO): zinc ion binding; DNA-binding transcription factor activity, RNA polymerase II-specific; RNA polymerase II cis-regulatory region sequence-specific DNA binding
Source: RefSeq, a predicted model, not a curated record
AUGACUAGGCACCACAAGCCCCAGAGGCGCCCGAAGGUCAGCAAGCGUGCAGGUGCCCAGUGCACCAACUGCCAGACAACCACCACGGCAGUGUGGCGGCUGAAUGCUGGUAGAGACCCCGUGUGCAAUGCCUGCGGCCUUUAUUACAAGCGACACCAGGUGAACCGACCACGGACCGUGCAGAAGGGUGGUAUAAAGUCUAGAAAACCAAGGCCAUCACAGAAAGAAAAGAAGCCAGUGUCGAGCCUGGGAGGCACAGGACCGGCUGAUGCUGUGGCUGGUGGCUUCAUGGUGGUGGCUGGGGGCAGCGAUGGUGGGAAUUGUGGGGAAGUGCCCUCAGGGUUGAGAUUGGGCCCACCUGAUACUGCCCAUCUCUACCAAGGCCCGGGCCCCGAGGUGCUGUCAGGGCCUGUCAGCCACCUCAUGCCUUCCCCCGGGCCCCUGUUGGGUUCACCCACAGGCGCCUUCCCCACAGGCCCCAUGCCUCCCACCACCAGCAGCACUGUGGAGGUGCCACUCAGCCCAUGA